GCCUGGUCUCGUCUCACUCGUUCUUCACGCGCCGCGAGCGGGCGCUUCCGUUGCUCUUCUUCGCGAUCACUGUCGAGCACAGGCGGCGCAACUCCUGUAGUUCCGCGUGCUAUCGCAGGUAUUCGUCGUGCUCGGUGGUGGCGGUACGAGGCGCAUAGAUUAACUAACUUGUCUGGAAAGGAACCCGUGACUUUGAAGCUUGCUUUGGCGGCUACUCUCCGAAAUUUGGCGGCCUCUGAAAGCCCUCGAAUCUGGUCUCCCUGUCUCCUUUAUUUACUGGUUUAUCGCCGGGCGAUGGAGAAAAUUCCAGCGGCCUGCGCUAUGACGUGGAGCAUCGAGCUCGAGAAGGGCCUUCGCUCCAAGUGCCCAGAUAAACGCAUUCUAGCAAUUGAGAAGAUGGGACCAAUACUCCAAACAUGGAGUGAGGAGCUAAACAUUACAAGGGAAAUUGCGGAUAUGUACAAUUUGGUUGUAGGUGAGGACAGAACAUUUGCAAACACCAUUCUUCUUCGGCUUGCCAAUGCAUUUAAGUGUGGAGAUAACCAUACAAGGCAAUGUGUCUUGAAAGUAUUCCUCUUAGAAAUGCCACAUAUUAGGAAGGAAAGAAAACGGUAUAAUGGAAUUUUAGCAAAGAGAAGAGUACCUAAUUAUAUAGAGAUGCUUAAAAGAGUGAAAGUAGUUUAUGACACAGGUGAUGCUGAAGCUAAAACUUUGUCGUUGCGGCUUUUUGGUUGUUGGGCUGAUCUUGCCAAGGAUAGUACUCACAUAAGACACAUUGUACUUCAGAGCCUGCAAUCUUCCAAUAUCUCUGAGGUAAAAGCAUCUUUAUUUGCUGCAGGAUGCUUUGCUUUGUUAUCUGAGGAUUUUGCGCUCAUCACUUUGGAAAUACUGCUGAAUAUUGUUGGCUCAUCAAUGUCGCCCUUUGUUGUGUCCAUUGCUGCAAUUCAUGCCAUUCCUAGAAUGCAAUGCUCAUCUAUGGUUGCAUCCAAAGCAUACAAGGCAGGUAAGAAACUAUUAUUGGGUGCUUUAAAUGUUGAGUUUAAAGCUGAGAUGCUGUCUUCACUUUCAAAGCUAGCCUUCAAAUCAACCACCUUGUACUUUGAACAGGUUGACUUACUCCUAUCAUUUCUAAGCAACGAUACUACUUAUCCUUUGAAAGUUAGAGCUUUAAAAUGUCUAUAUUUCUCUUUUGGUAGACCUACUUGCUGCUUUAAUGCCAAUGAGAGUGUAAUUUUGAAAUUACUGCAUGUUGUUGAUAACAAUGAUCAUCAAGUGCAUGUUCAAUGCAAAGCUUUAAAGAUUCUAUGCAAGUUGUUCAGCAGUGUGCUACCAGAUGUAACAUAUGUGGACCUGCACGCUUUUCUUAAGAGGCUUCUGUUGAUAUCAGAACAAAAGUCCAGUAGGACAAAAAUAAGUCUUGUUCAUCAGCUUCUUGUGCAUAUCUUGUGCAGCCUUAAGAUGGCAGAGAGAGGGCAUUGUUGUACAGUACCUACUAAGUGGUGUAGGAGGUGCUUUGAGCUGCAAAGAAAUCCAAAUGUUUUGACCUCUGAAAUAGAUGCUUCAGCAAUUGAAUGCCAAGUUAUAUCAAUGAUUGUAGAUUAUUUAACACAUAUGAUUAACCAAACUAUAACUAAUCCCAGCGAGAGAGGUAUAAACAUGGAGACUGAUAUGUCCUGUACUGAUUUAAUACAGGAAUGCAGGAGAAAAUUUAGACUUAUUCUACUUCUGGCCACAGAAUAUCCUCUAGCACCUUUGACAGGUCUAGAUAGGAUAAUAUGUAUGUUACAGACCCUCAAGGGUAUACAUGAUAAAUCUUCGUUGGAAGGCAUUCGUGAAUUAGUUUCUCAGGAAGAAUUUCAUAUGAAAAGUUGGGGGCUUCAAGUGUGUCAUAAGCAAGAUCUCUUUUAUUCAGAAAUAGCAAUUUGCAUAAUCAGAUUCAUGAAUGCUUAUAUGAAAAAACUAAAUGGUAUUGCUUCUCUUAGUAGUGAAGUUCGUCAGAAGGUGAAGCUUUUAGUGGAGUGUAUACAGCAUAGCUGGUAUGCCAGUAGUGCUGCUUAUGAAAUUUUCUGCCUCUGCCAGGAUCCUUUUGUUGUAUGCUCCUUAGGUAGAGAAGCUGAUAAUCAAGCACAAAAUUCAGAUGAAUCAGGGUCUGGUAGCAUUGAUAGGAUAUAUGAUAACAUUUGCUGGGUCAAUCAGGAGUGGAAGUCAAUGGAAUUCAUUCAGAGGAUGCUGCAAAAGAGAAAUUACUGGGCAGCAUAUAGAGCUGGAAAAUAUUCUUGUCUUGAAGGUCUGUGGUUUUCAGCAACUUUUGCCUUCAGGAAAUUGAUGGAUCAUAUAGAUUCAGCAAACCUUUUUUGCUGGUUGAAGUGUUUGAUGCUGUUGGCUGGUAGUGAGAGUGAAAUUAAACUGCUACUUUUUCCCAAAGCAGGCAGAGAAUUGGUCAAUGGGUUGCAGACAGUUAAGAACUAUAGCAAAAUCUUGACCUCUGUUAUGGGAGGAGAUAAUGAUACAAUUGCAAAUUUGAGUGGAUGGGAUGGGAAAUUCACAAAAGUUUGUGGUAGAAUAUGCUCUGCAGAAGAAACAUUAGCAUCAGCUGGUGUUUCAGAUGGCAUCUACUAUUUCCAGAGGUGGUUCCUCCAUCUUAGAGCUAAGUUGUUUAAUAUCCUGGCUGAUACACUUGUAUUGCUCAAUUCUAGUGUACCAUCUUUUAUAAACCUUUGUAAUGAGGAAGAAAACAAAAUGCUGCACGGUACAAAAUUUACACAAAAUUUGAAUGUUUUAAUGUCUGGCUUGGCCUACGAGUCAUUCAGGUUGAACAAUUUAGCCAAAUGCUAUGAUCUUCUUGCUUCAUCUUUCUUAGAUAUUGACAGCCAAAGUUUUAAGGCAAUCUCAUCAAUGGCACUUCACUGCUCUUUGUUGUCCUUUUGUAUUGCAUUUACCAUGCACUUCCCAUGUUCACCUGCUUACAGAAAUGUCCCGAAGUUUUCAUCCACUUUGAUCUUGCGAGACCUUAUUGAGCGUUUUUGGACCACAGAUGACAAAAUUUCUAGGCAACUCAUGUCCAUGGCUGCCUUAUGCAAUGAAAAUGGGCAGUCAUGUUCAGGAAUAUGUACUGCUACUCCUGAUUAUGUAGAGAGAGAUAAUUUGCAGGUAUUUAACUUCUGUAUAUCAAGUACUCUUAGCAUCCAAGAAGAAGUGAAGGGAGCGAAAAGUGAGGAGAUACCUUUAUUGUCAUUGCGUGGGCUGCGGCUUCUUUGUGAUAUUUUCAGAAGAUGGAUGGAAAUACCUUUCCAUAUUCCCAAAUAUUUUUUCACUCUCAGGUCUUGUAUUGGUGCUGAGCUCUUCAUCCUAAAUGCUGACCCUGGGAACAGAAGUGAACUAUCUGUCCUACACGGUGAUUGUAUGUCCCUAAGUCUGUGCAUCCAACUGAAGAAUGCAUCAACAGCCCUAUGCCCAAAAGUUAUGGAAAUUUACUCCAUUCUUGCUGCAAAACCAUCAAAGCAAUCAUCCCCUGAAAAAGGGAAAGAAGAUUGUUUCAAUGCUUUCAAGAUUGAUGAAAUGCUCGAGUUGAAUAGUCUUCUAAUGAUGCAUGUAAAGGAUACCACUCGGAAGGACAAUAAAAUUAACUUUAUGGAUAGUCCUGGAUAUGAAUGGGUGAUUGCAUUUUCAUCUUUUCGACCAAAUAAAAGAGGCCAGGGAUUUUCAUCUUGUUUGCUGGAUGUUUCUGCAUUCCCUGAGGGCAUUUAUCAAAUCCAGUGGCAUAGUUGUUGCAUUGAUGAAAGUGGAACCUAUUGGACUUUAUUGCCUCUGACUCCAGGUGCAUUCUUUACAGUAAAAAUGUCGUGACUAUCAGAAUAUGUUUUUUAAAGUGAUGCUAUACAGAAAGAAAUUAUAUUUAUGAUACGAACUUAUACACAAGUUAGUUGAUCUCAAAUAUUGACCCACCACCAUGAAUUGUGCGUCAGGUGUUUCAAUUUAUUACUUGAUGCCGCCAGUUGGCUGAUUUUCUGGAACUGAAGCUGAAUAGCUUGGUGACCGUAUAUGGUUUACUAUGACAUCAAUACACUGCACUAAACUGCAGGAUUAUUAAGGAGUACUUUUUUCUCAAGAAGGCAUCAAUUUUCAUCAACCAAUUGAGAUUGGAGAAAUUAGGAGGCGUGUGGACCAGUAAAACUUCAGACUAGUUGGAUGAUGACUACUCACAAUCAAUGGCACACCUAAACCGGCUCCCCCCCUCCUCAAUCAACCUCACAUUGAUAACUUUGCACGAGGUUGGAAAUUGCAGCAGCUCGUGAAAGGACGACAGUCAUCCUCCACUCCAAUCUGAAAUCCUCUUUCUAUGACAAACAACAUGCAUGAUCAAGCACUGCAAUAAUCUCUUUAGUUUGUUCAGAUUUGUGAGUCAGUCAAAAGGCUCAUCCAUCUCCCCCACACACUGCUCCAUGGUGCUCAUCAUCAAUGCAGAGGGGGACCUCCCUAGUGUGUGCAUAGUGUUUGAAUAAUCAAUCUCUCUUUCUUUCACCACACCGACUAUGUAUGCAAUGUGUCUUGUCUUUUGCAGUGUUGCAUGGCUGUGCGUCCAAAUCAGCCAGAUGAGAUGACCACACCU
This is a messenger RNA of Zingiber officinale, 4609 nucleotides long. RefSeq lists its product as uncharacterized. Gene Ontology annotation, biological process: snRNA 3'-end processing. The coding region runs from base 295 to 3846 and encodes 1183 amino acids. Gene Ontology annotation, cellular component: integrator complex. Lineage: Eukaryota; Viridiplantae; Streptophyta; Magnoliopsida; Zingiberales; Zingiberaceae. The record is from RefSeq and is a predicted model, not a curated record. The transcript is spliced from 10 exons.